Messenger RNA from Cantharellus anzutake, 2304 nucleotides. RefSeq names its product glycosyl hydrolase family 85-domain-containing protein. Gene Ontology annotation, biological process: protein deglycosylation. Lineage: Eukaryota; Fungi; Basidiomycota; Agaricomycetes; Cantharellales; Hydnaceae. Gene Ontology annotation, cellular component: cytoplasm. The record is from RefSeq and is a predicted model, not a curated record. The transcript is spliced from 6 exons. Bases 124 to 2076 code for a protein of 650 amino acids. Gene Ontology annotation, molecular function: mannosyl-glycoprotein endo-beta-N-acetylglucosaminidase activity.
CCGCCCCGUGGAGGGUGUACUCCCUUUUUCUCCUCGCGCUCCCGCACACUCCGAAUCCGCCGGAAAGUUAUUGGUUGAGUGAUCCGUUUCAUUGAGAGUCAUUGGCUUGCGCAAAUCAGGAUAAUGCUCCUCAGGUCUGCCACGACUACAAAGGCGGAUACACAGAGCAAGAAGAUCCUCUCCGUAUUCACUAUACAUUCAACUUCUGGAAAUUUUUCACACAACCAGGUUGCCCCUCCUCCAAUCGGUUGGGUUAACGCUGCACACCGGCAUGGGGUCAAAAUACUUGGGACCUUGAUCCUUGAGCACAAGAAAUCCAUCCCCGAUCUGCUGCAAUACUUCAGGGGGGAUGGUCACGGUAUUAACAGAAGUUCUAUUGAAAAACUUGUUUCACUGGCUAAAGAACGGAACUUUGAUGGCUAUCUACUGAAUAUUGAAUGCGAGGUACCAGACGCAGAGACGAACAUCCCACUUCUCAUUGAGUGGAUUUCUACACUACGAAAAACUUUGACCGAUGAGCUUGGAUCUCACGCCCAGCUAAUAUGGUAUGAUAGUAUCGUCACGACCGGCGAAUUGGAAUGGCAAAAUCAAUUAAAUGAGAAGAACUUUCCAUUCUUCGACGCUGCUUCCUCGAUAUUCACGAAUUACACUUGGCCGACUCAUUUCCCUCAAGAAUCAGCGGAGUUCCUAAAAGAUAUAUUAGAAAAUGGUGAUUCAUCUGAACCGUUGAAAACAUACAGCGAUAUUUUUUGCGGUGUUGAUAUGUGGGGCCGAGGCUCGUAUGGUGGGGGUGGCUUCGGCGCGUACAAGGCGCUUCAAUGCAUCGACCCAAAGGUCUCCCGGCUGAGUGCAGCGAUCUUCGCACAAGCUUGGUCGUGGGAAUCCCAGGAGGAUGAGCCAGACUGGACUUGGCAAGCAUGGUGGGAACAUGAUAAUCUCCUAUGGCUCGGCGCACCGGCUAGGAACCACGAUUUUAACGCCACUCGUUCCAGCCAAGAUCAGGAGAAGAGCCAGCUCGUUCCUGGAGCAUACUCGGAUGAGGUGCAAUCUGUGCCGCUCGCCUCGUUCUUCAUCGCCUCUCCCCCUCCCCCGCCCGAUGUCUUACCGUUCCACACAACAUUCAGUCCAGGAGUAGGGAAUGUAUUUUUCGUCGAAGGAGAGAAGCAUUUUAUAUCAUCUCGGGGCUGGACGGAUUUGGACAAGCAAACCUCCCUCGGAAGCCUCGUGUGGCCAACGAUCGCACUGUUGGUUGAAUCACAAGAUGGGGACCAUUCAGAUUUGGUGCUUUGCCGCUCUCACUUGGCGAAGCCCUCGCUCUGUUUUGAUGAUGCCUGGCUUGGCGGGUCUUCCCUGAACAUCACAGUCACCAAAGAUUCCAUCCCCAUUCCCGAUGAGGAUCUUCCAAAAACGUUCAUGAUACCUGUUGAAAAGGUAACAUUGCUUCCUAACCGUCGUUACAACUAUCGGACGGUUAGCAAGAGUACCGCCGUGUAUGUGGUGAAGCCUUUUGCUAGGCUGUCCGGUCAGAACUCCUGUGUGCCUCUGACGACUGUCGAUCUCAUUGCGUUGUCAAACGGAUGGGAGGAAUCGAGGAGUGUUUUGGUCAUCGAAGAAGUUGACGCUUCAGGGCUUUAUGUAGACGUCGAGAUAGGAAUAGAGGUCUCUGCUGUUGGGGAUGCCGUUCCUGCGCAGGAGAUGAACGUAUAUCUGGGCCAGAUGUCGCUUUCAUUGGAAUCGUUAACACCCCCACCACGAAUUUUAUCGCUUGACUGGAUACCGACAGGGCUUCCAGCUUCGGUAGUCAAUGGGACUUUACAAUGGGAUGUCCAUCAGGACCUGGCUCCCGCCGACGAAGCUUCGUCGUGGGCAUACUUCCUUGUAUUCACGCACAAUGACGUGGGUAUCACCCCCCAGCACCCCAUCUUCAUCGGAACAACCGUGGGGAAUGCGACAGAGUUUGAUGUCGUCCAGCUCCCUCGCGAAUCGCCAAACUCGACAGUCGGCGAUGCCAGCGAUGAAGUCACAAGCCACCAAGCUCGGCUCUCCCUCAGAAGGUCCUCUUCAUUAGAGGAGUAACUCUCACAGGGGAACUCAGCAAGGAUCGCCAUUUCUCGAUCGUUUAGGCCUUGCACGAGGAUGCGGAUUGCCCGUUCUUGUGCACCGCCCGGCAUCCCGUUUCCCUUUUCCGACCGGUCGCAUCGCGUUCAAAGAGUAUAUGUAUAUCGCACUACUAUGUCAAUGUAGAAACGUUAGAUCCGACGCAUUUUAGCCACAAAAUACUCAAUUCUAAAAGCGGAAAGGCGC